Messenger RNA from Parnassius mnemosyne (clouded apollo), 1131 nucleotides. The record is from the annotation of a GenBank genome assembly. NCBI's taxonomy places the organism in Eukaryota, Metazoa, Arthropoda, Insecta, Lepidoptera, Papilionidae.
AUGGUUGUCCCUAAGGCUAAAGUACCGGAUGUUCUACAGCUGUACGAUAGUGGUUGUUCAGGAGGCCACCUGGGAGUUAAACGAACUCUACUGAAAAUCCGAGAACGGUUUUACUGGGUCCACUGUCGUGACGAUGUCGAGGACUGGUGCCGCAAAUGUACAAGUUGUGCGGCUGUAAAGGGACCUCAAAUUCGUAGUAGAGGCGCAUUGAAAUUGUACAAUAUUGGCGCACCAUGGGAGAGGAUACCCAUUGACGUUGCGGGGCCGUUUCCGGAAAGUGAAAGUGGUAACAAGUAUUUCAUGGUUGUGAUGGAUUACUUCACUAAGUGGCCAGAAGUCUUCGCCAUUCCAAAUCAAGAAGCUUCAACAAUUGCAGAUAAACUAGUUCAUGAAGUCUUCUGUCGUUUUGGAGUACCUUUAGAGAUUCACAGCGAUCAAGGAAGGAAUUUCGAGUCUCAAAUAUUCCAGGAAACUUGCAGAGUUAUGGGUACUCAUAAAACACGAACAACUUCUUACCACCCACAAUCUGAUGGAAUGGUAGAACGAUUUAAUCAGACAUUGGAAAGGUACCUGGCAAAAGUUGUGGAAAAACGGCAACGAGACUGGGGCAGGCACAUACAACCGUUUUUGUUGUCAUAUCGAAGCGCUGUUCACGAAAGUACGUCAGUGACGCCAGCUUUCGCAAACUUUGGGAGAGAAUUACGGCUGCCUGCAGACCUGAUCACCGGAAUACCACCUGAUGCCCCACGCAGUAUAACCGAUUAUGCAAAUGACUUGCGGAACAAAAUGAAUAACAUUUAUGAGCACGUCAGACAGACGGGCCAGCAAACGUCUGAGAAGAUGAAAACACGGUAUGACCGCAAAAUGAACAACAAGGGGUUUGAUGAAGGUUCACUAGUGUGGUUACACAAUCCAGUUCGCAGUAAAGGGAGAUCUCCUAAGCUUCAAGCUAAAUGGGACGGACCGUACCGGAUUGUGACAAGGAUCAAUGAUGUAACCUACCGGAUACAGAAAGGUGCCAGAGGUACUCCUAAGAUUGUCCAUAUGGAUCGACUGGCGCGUUAUUAUGGGGCCAAUAAUGCUCGGGACGAGCAUGUCUUAGGAGGGGGCAGUGUUGCGCGCCACUAUUAA